AUGGCUUCGAAUCCUGAAGAUGAUGAUGAAAUCGCAAGAAUAUUGCAAACCGAGAUUGAUGGUCAUGAGGAGGACAGAUUUGAGUCACCGCAGGACACGUUGAGGCAUUUUAUAAUUUGUUGGCAGAAUGAAUUUCAAAAUCCCAGGACAGAAGCGCUCAAUAUUGUGAUUGAUCAAAUUGAGGGAAUGGAAGAAAACAUCCAAAAUGUUUCUGAUAGAAGGUCUCUUAAGGUGUCAAUGCACGAAUUAGAGGUGCAAAGAAUCAAUUUCGUAGUGAAAGAUUACGUACGAUUAAGAUUAAAAAAGAUUGAGGAGCAUACAGCCGCAUAUUUGUCCGAAGAUAGUAUGCGGAAACGAAAUAAUCGACCUCCUUUACUUAGUAAACAAGAAAGGGAUUUCGCUGAAAGAUAUGCACAGUUAUCGGCCAAGCUUAUGGCCAAUUGUGUACUCAGUCGUUUGCCUGAAAAACUUCAAACAUAUCCUGUAGCAAGAAAAGCUUGGGAAAAAGAAAGCGUAUUUGUUCAAGUUCUCAAAAACGACACAUAUAGUAUUCCCAUAACUGACCCCGCUGAUCCACUGUCGGAGAUUUUGAUCGAUCUACCUAAAGAUUCCAUUCAUCUGUUACCUUUUGUAAGUAUUGUCGAUCAAUUGGAGGAUGGUAGGGUAAUGCUAUUGUAA
This is a messenger RNA of Dracunculus medinensis (Guinea worm), 678 nucleotides long. The record is from the annotation of a GenBank genome assembly. Lineage: Eukaryota; Metazoa; Nematoda; Chromadorea; Rhabditida; Dracunculidae.